Molecule: messenger RNA, 735 nt
Organism: Cryphonectria parasitica EP155
Lineage: Eukaryota; Fungi; Ascomycota; Sordariomycetes; Diaporthales; Cryphonectriaceae
Product: Nitroreductase
Exons: 2
Coding region: 124-735 (203 amino acids)
Biological process (GO): cellular response to oxidative stress
Source: RefSeq, a predicted model, not a curated record
AACAUCUUCUUGUCCACCUCAAGACUUGCCCCUACUACCAUACUUCCUCGACAACUCAGAGCCACCACUCCCAUUAUCAAUAAUCACCAUCUCCCCUACUCAACCACCACCACACAAAACAAGAUGGCUGCCAACGCCCAGACUAUCAUCGACCUCGCCAAGCAGCGCCGGUCCUACUACCCGCUGUCCAAGGACCUGACCAUCACCCCCGCCCGCGUCCAGGAGAUCGUCAAGGACCUCCUCGACCAGGUCCCUUCCUCCUUCAACUCCCAGUCCAACCGUGUUGUCGUUCUCUUUGGCGCCGAGCACGAGAAGCUGUGGGAUUUCGCCACCGAGAUCCUCAAGGCUAUUGUUCCUGAGGACCAGUGGGAAGGCACUGCCAAGAAGAUGGCCCUGUUCAAGGGUGCUGCUGGCACUGUUCUCUUCUACGAAGACCAAGCCGUCGUCAACGCCAUGCAGGAGCGCUUCGCCAUCUACGCCGACCGCUUCCCCGUCUGGGCCGGCCACACCGACGCCAUGCUCCAGUGGGCCACCUGGACCGCUCUCGAGGCCGAGGGCCUCGGCGCCAACCUGCAGCACUACAACCCCUUGAUCGACCAGCGCGUCGCCGCCGAGUGGAACGUCCCCGCCGACUGGAAGCUGUCUGCCCAGCUGGUCUUUGGUGGGCGCACCGGUGAGGCUGGGCCCAAGGACUUCCUGCCCCUGGAGCAGAAGUACAAGAGCUUCGGUGCUUAA